GCUAUCCAGCUGACUACAUGUCAGAGGCAAAUUUUCUAUUUUUUGUGACAUUGGACAACUAACACAUGCUAAUGUGUAGUCUCCUUGUGUUUUUCUUUGCUUAGACUAGAGAUGAUGUCGUUUGGUGACAGGUCACAAGCCGCAGCGGGCGGGCCGACAGGGAUUCACCCAGCCCAGAAGGUCCCUAUGGGCCUGGGUUCCAUCACGGCCUACACGCAGUCUGCCAGCGUCCCCAGCCUCCCAGGAGUCAGCUCCUCCCACACAAAUACACGCUACUCCUCCUCCUCAGCAGUGGCGGCGUCAGCCAUACCUUCAGCAGUUGGCUACUCCUCACUGACUUCCAACAGCCACAAUUCCUCAUUCCCCAUCAAUCCAGAUGUCAAGUUGAAAAAACUGCCCUUUUACGAUAUUUUGGGAGAACUGCUUAAACCUUCAUCACUAGCUCCUCAGGGUUCAGGUCGAUAUCAAGAGUCCACCUUCAGUUUCUCCCUCACUCCACAACAAGCCAACAGAAUUGCCAACUCUAGAGAUUUACGGCCGGGCAGACAAGACUACUCCGUUCAGGUUCAGAUGAGGUUUUGUUUGCUGGAAACUACUUGUGAACAAGAGGACAAUUUUCCACCAAAUAUAGCAGUGAAAAUAAAUGAAAAGAUGUGUCCACUACCGACUCCAAUCCCCACAAACAAGCCAGGAGUUGAACCGAAGCGACCGUCUCGCCCAGUGAAUGUGACUGCCCUGUGCCGCAUAUCUCCCACAGUAACAAAUCGCAUACAGGUAUCUUGGGCGUCUGAAUAUGGUCGCUGUUAUGUCAUAUCUGUGUACCUAGUUCAGAAGCUGACCUCAGAUGACCUUCUUCAAAGACUAAAAAACAAAGGGGCCAAAAUUGCAGACUUUACACGAUCUCUAAUCAAACAGAAGCUCCAGGAGGAUGCAGACUGCGAAAUUGCAACCACCUCCUUGCGCUGCUCACUUAUGUGCCCCCUUGGCAAAAUGCGCAUGAUGUUGCCAUGCCGAGCGAGCACCUGUGACCAUCUCCAGUGUUUCGAUGCUUCACUUUACCUGCAGAUGAAUGAACGCAAGCCAACGUGGACAUGCCCAGUCUGUGACAAGAGUGCUCUUUAUGAUUAUCUAGUUAUUGAUGGGUACUUUCAAGAAGUCCUACAACAGAACUCCAGCUGCAAUGAGGUCACACUUCACAAAGAUGGAAGCUGGACCCCACUCAUGCCCAAGAAGGAGAAACAAGAGCCACAGUUGGAGAAACGGAAAUCGGAGGUUGCUGUCGAAACACUCAGUGGCGACAGUGAUGAUGACGAAACGAGAGACCAGGAUGACGGGGAGGGCUCUUUGAAUGGCACCGGAGGAUUGCUGACGCCAGCAGGAGGUGGCAGCAGCGGCACAACAUUCUCUCCUCCUUCCUCUGGGUCAGUGAGUCCCCAAGUGAUCUGCUUAGACAGCCCCGCAUCAUCCCCCUCCCCCCCUCUCCGCAGACCCAACCAGGGACCUUCCCCUCUCCCUGCGGGCAUCUCUGUAACCCCCGUAGUUUCCACCCCCGCUGUUACAUCUUCCAGCACCUCCUUUGCUUCAGGGCACAGUGAUGUGCGGCAGGUGAUCAAUGUGACCUCCAGAAGUACCCCACCUGUCACAGCCAGCAGUAACAGCAGUAGCAGUAGUAGUCCUGUGCCACAUGCCACCAUCACCCCAGUCCCUUCCACCACCAGUUCAUCUGCAACCAUAUCCACACCCAGUCCCAAUGCCUCUAGUUUCCUGACUCCCAGCCCACAAGACCCCUUGGCUACCUCAUCUUCCUUUAACCUUCAGCAGACUUCCUUGGCCUUACACAGAGUCCCUACUCCCUUCCUCCUGCAUUACAGAACCUGUUCAACCCCUUAGGGAUGAUGCCUCCCACUACACCAUCUGGCAAUUUACCCUUCAGACCACAAGACAGAUUCCUGUAGAAUCCUAGCCAAAUAUAUUUGUAGAGAAUUGGGCUGGACCUUUGAGGGGAUAUAAGGAUGGUUGCGGCAUUUGCGGGGUUAAGGCACCUCAGCAGUUUGAGAAUAGCAGGAGCAAAGUUUCUUAGACAAACUAUUUCUUGUCUUUGGAAAAUAAUACAUACUCUUCUUUAUUUGCAAAAUACCUUUUGCAAAACUUUCCUUCACCAAAGUGUUACAAUGUAUUCUUAGUUGAGUGUAGAGGUUAUUCUUCUCAUAGUCUUUUGGUUCUUGCAAAAGACUUAAUAGUAGUUGUAAGUAAUAAUAUUGGAAAUAGAGGAAAUGUUACAAGUACAAAUGUAUCCUGUGAGAGUUUGUUCCUUGAGGGGUCUGGUUAACAGCUGUACAGUGAGGAGAAUUGGACUAACGUGAACAUUUAGAUUCAUUGGUAUUUCACAUCAUCUUUUGUAACUUCUGUUCUUCCUUGUGUCCACUUCAUUUUUUACCUCAAGUUUGCCAUAGUUUUAUGUAAGAGAUGUUUAUCUUUACCUUUACCAUUUCUUUCUAGUGUUUAUCACAGAGGCAGAAGUUGUACUGGCUUAUUGUGGAGUCACAUAACAAAAUCCAUUUCUACUGACUCACGGCCUUUGAGUUAUUUUUAUCUUACUGAAAGUUAUUUACACUACUUGUAUGUGGCAUUAAUGUGGCCUCAUUUAGUCAAAGGUUGCCCCACCUUUGGACCCAACAGGGUGUGUGUGGUAAGAUGGUCGGAUUCCGAGGUAAACAACAACGCAUCCAUUGGUCCCCUCAAGUAUGUGACAACCACUAACGUCCUCUCCAGUAGCAGUAACUCCUGGAGCCCAUCUCAAAACUUAGUCGUGUCCACCAGGAGUGAGAGUCCCCUACCCCAAGAGGGAAAUGACUCCAGCAGAAUUCUCGCCACAAACACAUGCUACCGUAAAACAUACAAUCUCAGGAAAAGGUCCUCAAAUACUGCUGCCGAGUAAUUACAUUUUGAGGAGCUGUGAUUUUUCAUUUCUUUUGAUAAUGUUGAUGCCUCAUCAGCAUAACAUGACACAAUUAGGUAAAUUUUAAUUUUUCUGUAAUGCAUUUACUGCCAGCAAGAUAAACAUUUUGUCUUCUACUUGAAAUAUCAAGUGCAUCUAUCUGUUCUGUUCUUGCCUCUAAGCUGUACAGAUGUUAACCAAAGCAAUUUGAAGAAAUGUAUAUAUAUUGUGUAUCAACUAUGAAUCUGAAGUAUUUGUUUAAAAAAAAAGUUAUGCUGCAGCU
This is a messenger RNA of Penaeus monodon (black tiger shrimp), 3221 nucleotides long. Its product is annotated as E3 SUMO-protein ligase PIAS2-like. Gene Ontology annotation, biological process: protein sumoylation; regulation of transcription by RNA polymerase II. Gene Ontology annotation, molecular function: zinc ion binding; SUMO ligase activity; transcription coregulator activity. Lineage: Eukaryota; Metazoa; Arthropoda; Malacostraca; Decapoda; Penaeidae. The record is from RefSeq and is a predicted model, not a curated record.